UUCCCGGAAAAGGACAGUGAUAUGUUGAUGGAGCCGAAUGACUUUUCGCCAAUCACAGUGUUGCGUUCCCAUGAGCAGCACUUCCAUAUGCCACCGACCACGCAGCUGCAGCCACAGACUCACCAGCACCAGCAGCCCAGGAUCCUGCCCCGGGCUCAGCCCCGACAGUUCCAGUCUCCCAGCCAGCAGCAGGAUCCCGAGGAGGAGCAGUUCCGCCCCAUCGCCAAUCCGAAUGCCAAACUCCUAGCCAGAUCCUCUGAUGCGGACUCGCACUCCCAGGCGGCCCAGAACUUCUACCCUCCCUUCUACCACGAGGCCCCGCCUCUGGGCCACUCUCGUCCCUACUUCGGUCAUGGUCCUGUCUCGGAGAGCACUCCCCUCUCCCUGCCAUUGCCACUCCUUGGUCCCCAGCAGGCACCCACUCCCCAGCAGCAGCAAGCCCAGCAGGCGCACCAGCAGCAGCAGCGGAACUUUGAUGCCAGUAUCCUGGGCAGUGGAGACUUCGGAGUGCUGCGCGGUGGCACCUUCUACCCGGAGGAGGAGAUGCCCUACCACCCGGAGGACAACAGCGAUUACAUCUACGGCGACGCCAACAACGGACACGGUCGUCCCUCCGAGGGAUUCAUCCAGAAAUACACUUAUCCCGAGGAGCAGUUCGCCAAUUUCCGGGACUUUGCGGACAUAAACACGCCCGCCGACUCGGCCUUCUCCCAGUUCGUGGUGGUCUACGCGGCGAAGAAUGCGACAGCCCCGCACUCGCAUCCGCAUCCGAAGAACAUCUUCGAGCAGCUGGAGCUACUGGACCGGGAGAAAGAGAAGGAGCAGGAACUGGCCAAGAGCAAGGCCAGCUCCAAGGCCAAGACCAAGCUGGCCAAGACGAAGCUGCAGAAGAAGUACAGAAAGAAGGUGGUGGCCAAAAAGACGCAGGAUCCCCUGGAACUGGAGCCUCUGCUAGCUCUCAGCUAAAUUCAAAGGACUCCCAUCCGACUUUCCAAUCGUUUUCCAACUGUUAGAUUUUAUUUAUUUUAUUUCGAGAUGAAUGCAAGCUACCACAAAGCAAAACAAAAAAAGAAAGAGUUCUAUAUCUUCAAGUCCUCCCAUAACUAUCCUUUUUUCUUCACAUUUCCACAAAAUAUUUGUAAUUCAUUCAUAAAUACUAGAGUGUGUGUUUUUUUUUGUUCUGUCUGCUUUUUGUCUCGCAUCGAUUGUUAAUACUUAAAAUUAGCCAGUAGUCUACUCUAUAUAUAUAUAUACAUACAUAUGUCUUCAGAUCGGAUGUAUAGUAUAUAUACCAUGGGCAUAUUCUGUAUGCCUCUAUACGCGUAUCUAAUGUAAUUAUUUUUUGUCUAAUUGAGCAUAAUUUUAUUAUGUGUGUGUACAUAAAA
Molecule: messenger RNA, 1385 nt
Organism: Drosophila bipectinata
Lineage: Eukaryota; Metazoa; Arthropoda; Insecta; Diptera; Drosophilidae
Source: RefSeq, a predicted model, not a curated record